Cladophialophora bantiana CBS 173.52 is the source of this 1968-nucleotide messenger RNA. RefSeq lists its product as uncharacterized. The coding region runs from base 1 to 1968 and encodes 655 amino acids. Gene Ontology annotation, molecular function: tRNA (uridine) methyltransferase activity. The transcript has a single exon. Gene Ontology annotation, biological process: tRNA methylation. Lineage: Eukaryota; Fungi; Ascomycota; Eurotiomycetes; Chaetothyriales; Herpotrichiellaceae. The record is from RefSeq and is a predicted model, not a curated record.
AUGGCCCUCGACAGGCUAAUUACAGGCAACAGGGAGUGGAAAACUGCACCGGAAUAUUCGCAGUCUUGCGUUCUUUCGGCCGACCGAUUCUUGCAGGUCACAGAUCUGCUGUUGGAAAACCCCAAUCUGAAUUCGACUCAUCUUUUCCGGGCCGACAUCUUGUACGACAGCGUGCACAGGCUAAAGACGGUCUCGGAGAAGGAGAGCUUCUAUCUUGAGGCCGCCGGAGUGCUUCGCAGUGAUGACAAGGCCGUGACUCGAGAUGAGCCUGAGCCCGUAUCCUCAGCACCCGUGUUUCAAAGUGCCAUUUUGCAGAGAAAGAUCUUGCGAAAACUCAUUCCCCGGAAGCCUCAGCUUGAUCGUUCGCUUGACCAGUGGUGCUAUAUCUACAAACUCAUCGAAGGGACAGACGACGGUUCGGGAUGCAUUGUCGUUUACGAACCGCAAGUAGACACCGAGGCUGAUAUGCCAUGGUAUCAUCCGCCUGUCAAGUCUGUGGCAUAUCUUCGCAAAGAAAAGGGAACCGAGACGACGCUUUCGGUUCAUUUUCUCCCCUUCUCAACGUCUCCUGACCCAUUGCCAUCCCGAACGCAGCGAACGUUCGUUUCACUGCUCCAGACUUUCCUCAGGCUUGCAAAGAACCCUGCAGGAGAAAAGAUGGUCGUUGAAGACAGCCGGAGGAUGAUGGACGGAAAGGCAUUGACCACCCUGUCCCUUGCGCCUUCGGCCCUGAAAGACACGAUACUGCCCCAACACACAGUCCAAGACACCUACACCCGCCUGAAAGAGCGACACGCCCACGACCUCAUAUCACGCUGGGCAGAGAAGACCGAACCGUCCAAACACGUGUUCGAAGACCUUGCCAUCGCCGCCUUCGUCAUCGAGCUCUGGAACCAAAUGUAUCCAAAGGCAGACGCCUUUCCGGGCUUCGUUGAUAUUGCAUGCGGAAACGGUGUUCUGACGUACGUGCUCGUCAAGGAGGGAUACCAGGGACGUGGUUUUGAUGUCCGCAGACGGACUACAUGGGACGUUCUCGAGAUGGACGAUUAUCUAGAUGAGAUGGUCUGCAUCCCACAGCCGUUCCUGGAUCAUGUUGGCGCCGAGGAGAUCAACGGGCUCCAAGAAGCAGGCACAAGGAUCCAUAACGGAAUCUUCAAACCGGGCACCUUUAUCAUCUCCAACCACGCCGACGAACUCACGCCCUGGACACCCCUUCUCGCCACCCUCUCGUCUCCGGACUCACCUCUGCCCUUCCUGGCCAUUCCGUGCUGCUCGCACGCCCUCAGCGGCGCCAAACACCGCUAUUCACCAAAAGAUGCCAGUGUCGCAUCGCUGCCAUCCGACCCUACUACGGACCUAGGCAGCCCCAAUGCCGAGCACCAGCCUGCCAGCGGCGACUUGAGGGCUCUCCGCGCCACCAAGUCCAGAGCAGCGAACCACGCAGAUGACACGUCGAUGUACGCCUGUUUGACGAAGAAAGUCAUAUCGCUGGCGCUGGAGGUCGGCAACGACGUCGAGUUGACACUCAUGCGCAUUCCGAGUACGCGGAACAUCGGCGUUGUGGGGAACAGGCGGCAGACUUGGACUCCUCCUGCUGCCGCCAAUAGUGGUGGUGGUACUAUUCCUCCUGCGGCGGCAAUCCAUCCCGCGCCAGACGAAAGGACGCAGCGACACAGUUGGGACCAUGCUGUCCUUAGCGGCGGUACAGAGAAGAUCAAGAAGCAGCAGGAGGCGGCGCACGAAAACCCCACAACCGCGGGCCCUAGGGGCGACGGCGAUGAAACCCAAGUGGAAGCCGACGGGAGUCCCGUGCAAACGGCCAUCCGGGCCCUGUUGGACCGCGAGUGCGCCAUGGCAGGAGGCGUCGCUGAGGCUGCGAGAUGCUGGGUCGCACGGGCGCACAAACACCAGGUCGGACGCGGCAGGGGGAAGGUCAACCUCGGAGCACGGCCUCUUGCGGGAGGUUGA